AUGUCGCCAUUCUCAAAAUCGGUUCUCAUCACUGGUGGGACAACAGGUCUCGGCUUCCACGCAGCCACAGAGAUUGCCAGGCGCUAUCCCAAUUAUCAGGUUGUGAUCGCCGCACGGAAGGACGCCGACAAGAGUGCCGAUGCCAUAAAUACCAAACUCGGUCAGGACAAUGUACGAUUCAUGCCUCUUGAUCUCGCCGAUCUCAAGAACAUCCGCGCCUUCGUCAAGAGUUGGGAGGAGAAGAGAUACCCUCCUGUCGCCCACCUGCUAUUGAACGCAGCCCUCCAAUUUCCAGACGACGUCAAGUAUACCGCGGAUGGCGUCGAGGCUACCUUUGGGAUCACCGUCGUGGGCCACGCAUUGUUGUUCCAUCUGCUACAACCUCACCUUUCAGCCGACGCCCGCAUUGUGGUGACUUCGAGUGGCACCCAUGACCCAGAACAACGAAGUGGUCUUCCUGACGCGAGAUAUGACACUGCUGAAAGGCUUGCCCAUCCCGCUGGUGCCUCUCUCAAGUAUGAAGGUCGACAACGCUAUGCGACAGCCAAGUUGUGUAACAUCCUGUGGACAUAUGCCUUGCAUCGACGCAUACUGGCUCUCAACAAGAAGUGGACCGUCGUGGCUUUCGAUCCUGGGCUCAUGCCCGGAACAGGCCUGGCCAGAGAAGCGGGGCCACUUCUUCGCUUCGCAUGGUCCUACGUCUUGCCGAGGGCAGUUCCGAUUCUGCGCCGUGUCUAUCACCACAACAUCCAUCGGCCUCAGGAGUCAGGAUCCAAUCUAGCAUGGGUCGCAACUGCUGAGAGGGGGACCAGUGGUGUGUACUACGAGAUUAGGAAGCCCAUCAAGUCCAGCGUCGACAGCUACAAGGAAGAAAAGCAGGACGAUCUUUGGAACUGGAUGGUAGGAUUUCUCGCCGCAACCGACGAAGAAAGGCAGGAGUUCAACACUCUAUCUGUUGGAAGUCGCGGUGCUUAG
Exophiala spinifera is the source of this 975-nucleotide messenger RNA. RefSeq lists its product as uncharacterized. The transcript has a single exon. Bases 1 to 975 code for a protein of 324 amino acids. Lineage: Eukaryota; Fungi; Ascomycota; Eurotiomycetes; Chaetothyriales; Herpotrichiellaceae. The record is from RefSeq and is a predicted model, not a curated record.